UACGGGGGCAGCACCUCCGCGCCCUGCCCGCCGCCCGCACCGCGCCCAUGGCCGCGCCGAGCUCCCUGGAAGCGGUGAAGAGGAAGAUCCAGUGCCUGCAGCAGCAGGCCGAUGAGGCGGAGGAUCGCGCCCAGGUCCUCCAGCGGGAGCUGGACCUGGAACGGGACCUGCGGGAGAAAGCUGAAGGUGAGGUGGCAGCUCUGAACAGACGUAUCCAACUAGUGGAAGAGGAGUUGGAUCGUGCCCAAGAACGGCUGGCCACAGCCUUGCAGAAACUGGAGGAGGCUGAGAAAGCAGCGGAUGAGAGUGAGAGAGGAAUGAAGGUUAUUGAGAACAGAGCAAUGAAAGAUGAAGAAAAAAUGGAAAUCCAGGAAAUGCAACUGAAGGAGGCCAAGCAUAUUGCUGAAGAAGCUGACCGCAAAUACGAAGAGGUUGCUCGUAAAUUGGUUAUUUUGGAGGGUGAGCUAGAAAGAGCUGAAGAGCGUGCAGAGGUGUCCGAAGUUAAAUGUAGUGACCUUGAAGAGGAGUUAAAGAAUGUCACUAACAAUCUGAAGUCUUUGGAAGCUCAAUCUGAAAAGUACUCAGAAAAAGAAGAUAAAUAUGAAGAAGAAAUCAAGAUUCUCUCUGACAAGCUGAAAGAAGCUGAAACUCGUGCUGAAUUUGCUGAGAGAACAGUUGCCAAACUGGAAAAGUCUAUCGAUGAUCUGGAAGAAAAACUUGCUCAAGCGAAAGAAGAGAACUUGGGCUUGCACCAGACACUGGACCAGACACUAAACGAACUGAACUGUAUAUGAAGCAGGGAAGAGGAGCUCAGCAGCCCCCUGAGGCUUAAACCCUCACCUCCUGUACCACGCCACUCCUCUCCCUUUCCCUCUCUGUACCCUGGAAGACAAAAAAAAAACACCAACAAACUUUAAGUUAUGACCAGUACCGAAACACGAAGGGCUCCGGGGGUGACGGGGAGGGAGCCUCGUGCGUUCGGUGCUGCUCCCGGCCCGAGCCGCCCGCUCUGGGGGUGGCUGUGGGGCCAGGGUCGGCGCCACCCCCCACCCCUCCCCCGCUGGCGGUGCCCGGCGGCCAUUAAACGGUUCUGUCAGCCC
Molecule: messenger RNA, 1100 nt
Organism: Cygnus atratus (black swan)
Lineage: Eukaryota; Metazoa; Chordata; Aves; Anseriformes; Anatidae
Gene: TPM4
Product: tropomyosin 4
Exons: 9
Coding region: 48-794 (248 amino acids)
Biological process (GO): actin filament organization; muscle contraction
Cellular component (GO): actin filament
Molecular function (GO): actin filament binding
Source: RefSeq, a predicted model, not a curated record